Molecule: messenger RNA, 1202 nt
Organism: Clupea harengus (Atlantic herring)
Lineage: Eukaryota; Metazoa; Chordata; Actinopteri; Clupeiformes; Clupeidae
Gene: atoh1a
Product: atonal bHLH transcription factor 1a
Biological process (GO): sensory organ development; axon development; positive regulation of transcription by RNA polymerase II
Cellular component (GO): nucleus
Molecular function (GO): DNA-binding transcription factor activity, RNA polymerase II-specific; protein dimerization activity; E-box binding
Source: RefSeq, a predicted model, not a curated record
AUGGAUGGACUGUGUCUGGAAGGCUUUAACAAAGACGCAAAGGAGAUGAGUGGAUUCGAAGUCCAACAGUCUGGUUUGGGGAGGAGGGAGCGGCGCGAGUACCCACCGAGUCUGGCACUCAUGGACAGCAGUGACCCACGCGCCUGGCUCGCUCCCGUACAGCCUGGCACCUGUGCGCCACACGCCGACUACCUGCUGCACUCGCCCGGCUCAAGUGUGGAAGGCGUGUCUCCACCAGCGGGUCACCUCUCCAACUUUAGGAAGAACUCCAAGAGUCCUGUCAAAGUGCGUGAGUUGUGUCGACUCAAGGGCUCGCUGACAACGGACGACGGAAGGCAAAGAGCUCCGUCCAGCGAAACGACCAACGUGGUGCAAAAAAAGAGACGCUCGGCCGCCAACGCACGGGAACGGCGGCGUAUGCACGGACUGAACCACGCCUUUGACGAGCUACGGAGCGUCAUCCCGGCAUUCGACAACGAAAAGAAGCUCUCCAAAUACGACACUCUGCAGAUGGCUCAGAUCUACAUCAACGCUCUCUCCGACCUUCUGGAGAGUCCAGGUGCUAAAGUAGAUUCGCCAAACCGCAGUUUGUCUGCCACCGUCUACGAGGGGGACAACACUCCCAGGGGAUCGCCGACAACCAGGGUUUUCCCUACCCAGCUAACCGGAAUGCCAUUCCCCUAUGAGGAUGCAUCAUUCGCCUCUUUCAUGGAACAAAACAUGCAGUCACCUACGGGGACCUUGAAGUCCGAAUCCGAGAACAGUAAAGACACACCACGGUCGAACCGAAGCGAUGGAGAGUUUUCCCCCCAUUCUCACUUUAGCGACUCGGAUGAGACUCACCUUGAGCUUCAGAGCGAAGACGAACUGUCAGAACUGAAACUUCCACCAUGCAUACUAACACGUUAAAACAGACUUUACUUAAGUUGUGUCAAUCAUAUGUGGAGUUGGCAUAUACAUUUCAAUAGUUUGCUUUAUGACAGCUGAUAUGAUGGUGUAUCAGAUUUAUAUUAAAUAGCCUUGAGAUAAAUGUUAUUUUUAAGGUAUUGUUCCGCCAAUAGAAUUUAUGCGCCUCUUGGUGACAUUGAUAGGACCCCUCUGCCAUGUCGACUGCCAUGGGCUCUCAAAUGUCAUACAAAAACAUGUCUUCCAAGAAAAAAAGAAAAAAAGCCUGAUUUUGUCUAUGUAUACUUGUAAUUAUG